Tupaia belangeri chinensis (Chinese tree shrew) is the source of this 3790-nucleotide messenger RNA. It is a transcript of the gene EMILIN2, whose product is annotated as elastin microfibril interfacer 2. Gene Ontology annotation, molecular function: protein binding. The record is from RefSeq and is a predicted model, not a curated record. Lineage: Eukaryota; Metazoa; Chordata; Mammalia; Scandentia; Tupaiidae.
CCACGCGGGUCCGCAGUCCGGGUACCCCGCGCGGCCCAGCGCCAGGAACAAGAACUGGUGCGCCUACAUCGUGAACAAGAACGUGAGCUGCUCUGUGCUGGAGGGAAGCGAGAGUUUUGUUCAGGCUCAGUACAACUGUGCCUGGAACCAGAAGCCCUGCCCGUCCGCGCUGGUGUAUCGGGUCAGCUUCAGACCUAGAUACGUCACGAGGUACAAGACAGUGACACAGCUGGAGUGGAGAUGUUGCCCUGGCUUUCGAGGGGGAGACUGUCAAGAAGGGCCCAAAGACCCCGUGAAAACCCUCCGUCCCACACCUGCUCGGCCUCGUAACAGCAUGAAGAAAGCCACAGAUAAUGAGCCAAGCCAGGUCUCCGAGCCCAAGAAGACGUCACCAACUCAUGCAGCAGAUGCAAGUCAGGCAGUGGAUCCAAAACAGGGGCCUCAAGAACUUCAGGAAAAGAAGAUCCAGGUGCUUGAGGAGAAGGUCCUCCGACUUACCAGGACAGUUCUUGACCUGCAGUCCUCCAUGGCUGGCGUGAAUGAAAACCUCAAACACGCUGUUCAGGAUGAUGCUAGUAAAAUGCUGGCCUCGUGGCUCAGCAACCUGCACCCCCAGCCCGUGCCUGACAGCGCUGUUGCUGGAGACACAGAAACGGUCCAGCUUCCGGGUGUCCUCAGUAGCAAGGAAUCUGGCAUGAAGGACAUCAAGUCUGAGCUGGCCGAAGUCAAAGACACUCUGAAGACCAAGAGCGACAAGCUGGAAGAGCUGGAUGGGAAAGUGAAGGGUUAUGAAGGGAGGCUCAGACAGCUCCAGGAGGCUGCCCAGGGCCCCACGGUGACCAUGACGACCAACGAGCUCUACCAAGCCUAUGUAGACAGUAAGAUUGACGCCCUGAGAGAAGAACUCAUGGAGGGAAUGGACCGGAAACUGGCCGACCUGAAGAACUCGUGUGAGUACAAGCUGGUGGGCCUCCAACAGCAGUGUGACGACUAUGGCAGCAGCUACCUGGGGGUGAUAGAGCUCAUAGGGGAGAAAGAAACAGGCCUGAGGAAGGAAAUAAAUGACCUUCGAGCCCGGCUGCAGGGGCCUUCAGCCCAGCCAAACUGCUGUGAUGCUAAGAAGAAUGGUGACUUUGGCCAACAGAUCAAGACGCUAGACCAGAAAAUUGAGAGAGUUGCUGAAGCCACCAGAAUGCUGAAUGGACGACUGGACAAUGAGUUUGACCGCCUCGCAGUUCCAGAACCAAAUUCAGACUUUGACGAGAGAUGGAAUGAACUAGAUGCAAGGAUCAAUGUGACAGAAAAGAACGCUGAAGAACAUUGCUUUUACAUUGAGGAAACCCUGCGGGGAACCAUCAAUGGAGAGGUAGACGACUUAAAGCAGCUGCUUGAUCAGAAAAUACAGUCUCUGGAAGACCGUCUGGGGAGUGUCCUCCUGCAGAUGGCCAACAGCACCAAUGGAGAAUUCACGUUCCUGGGAUCAGCCCUGCCCGGUGUGUCAGGGUCAGGGAGUGAACAAGUCAUGCUAGAAUUAAACCACCUGAAGGACAAAGUGCAGGUUGUCCAGGAUCUUUGUCUGCAGAACUUCCGGGGAGAGCUUCCUGGGAUAGAAGGCACUUUGCCGAAUGGGGAAGACCACACGGUGGGUGACAGCUUGAGCCUUUUGAAAUACCUAAAUGACACGAUGCAUAGGAAGUUUCAAGAAACUGAACAUAGCAUCCAGAAACUUCAAGAAGAUUUUAGUUUUCUUUCUUCUCAAUUAAACCACACAGAAAAGAACGUGACUCACCUUCAGAAUGUAGUGAGCAAAUGGAGAGCAGGUGUAAAUGCUGACGUGAGUGGGUUUACAAAGGUGGGUGAGCAAGAAAGGACGGUGGAGACCCUCCCGUCUCCCCAGGACCCCAUGGCUCAUUGCUGUGGUCAGCUGGAGGAGAGGUGGCAGGGGCUCCAGAGCCAGGUCCUUUCCGAGCUGGACACUUGUAAGGAAAACACACAUGGGGUCCAGAGAGAGGUCUCUGCGGUCGAGGGCAGGGUAGCUCAGAUGGAGAGAACUUGCAGCAAACUGGACUCCAUCUCGGGAAGUCUUCAGAGGAUCAAGGACGGGCUCAACAGGCACGUCAGCAGCCUGUGGAACUGUGUCCGGCAGAUGAACGGGACGCUCAGGUCACAUUCCCGAGACAUUGCUGGCCUGAAGAAUUCAGUCCAACAGUUCUAUAGCCACGUUUUCCAGAUUUCUACUGACUUGCAGGACCUGAUCAAAUUUCAGCCAUCAGAAGCGGAGGAGCCCUCCGAAGCGCCCCCUGUCCACGGGAAGGCCCCGCCAGAGCCCCGAAGGCCCUCGCAAGCCACCCCCACCGAGCAGCCUCAGCCAGAGCAGACCCAAGACACCAUGCCGAAGCACAGCAGCCCGCCACCAGCGCGCCCUGGCUGGACGGGGCUGCCCUUCCUGCCGGGCUCCACCGGGGUCAUCAUGGAGACCGGAGAGGCCGGGCCUCCGGGGAGGAUGGGCGUGUCGGGGCGCGGCCUGCCCCAGGGGGUGGAUGGCCAGACCCGGCAGGGGCCGGUCCCAAGUGCUGAAGGCUACGCAGGUGCACCAGGAUACCCCAAGCCACCUCCUGUGUCCCCAGGGGUUCCGGUGCCUUCUGUGGUGUCUUUUUCUGCUGGGCUCACCCAGAAGCCCUUCCCCAGUGAUGGGGGUGUUGUCCUCUUUAACAAAGUGCUGGUAAACGACGGGGAUGUCUACAACCCCAACACCGGGAUCUUCACGGCUCCCUACGAUGGGCGUUACCUGAUCACAGCCACCCUCACCCCGGAGAGAGAUGCCUACGUGGAAGCUGUCCUGUCGGUCUCCAAUGCCAGUGUAGCCCAGCUACACACGGCUGGCUACAAGAGAGAAUUCCUGGAGUACCACCGACCCCCAGGGGCUUUGCAUACCUGUGGGGGCCCCGGGGCAUUCCAUCUGAUUGUGCACUUGAAGGUGGGAGAUGGAGUCAACAUCGUGGUGACUGGGGGCAAGUUGGCACACACAGACUUUGAUGAAAUGUACUCCACAUUUAGUGGGGUUUUCUUAUAUCCUGUCCCUUCCCACCUAUAGGGCGGCUGGGGAGAGGUAAGGGGAAAGUAAGUUGUGAAAACUCUGAAGCUUUAAUAUAUUCCAUUUCUGUAUAUGACUGGAGCACUGGUCUAGUUUCCUGUAUACAUCUGACCCCUGCCCCCAAGAUAAGGGCCUUACCUCACACGUUAUAGCUUCCAGGCAGGCAGCCAGGAGUUAAACUCAUGGUUAAGAUGGCCAUUGACUUGUCAUUCCAACUGCAUACCUGGAAGAUUCAGACAGCCCCCCUUGCCUGUAAGCUGGAUCGUCCCUUGCAUCUUCCCAGUCCACGUCCAGCUCCACUCCGAGGGUUCCUCAGCUGGACAUCUGUGGUGCUUCCUUGUGGGGCCUGGCUGUCGGAUCGCAUCCUGCUGAUAGAGGAACUGCUGCUGGACUAAAGGUUUGAGAGGAGGCAGCUGGCUUCUAAGACCUGGUCACCUGCAGCUGGUCUUUGCUGGAGAGCAACGCUGUUACCAACUGUCUCUGUCUCGACUGACCCUGCAGCAGGAGAAGUUUAAACACUGAAGUGCUGGAGUGGCCAUGCCUCCACAUGGCAUUUCUGUCUGGGCCUCAUUUCUGUUCACUCAGGCCUUGUCCCAAAUGCACUAGAGCCUGUUUGUAUGAAGCUUGUUGGGCUCCUUAAAUGACAUGUACGAUUUAAGUACAAAGACAGGGAGUGUCAAUAAAGAUGUAAAACCA